AUGUCCACUCGUAAGACGAAGACAACUCGCUCUUCAGGACCUAUUAGAACUGAGGUCAGCUUCAGCACCACCUCCUCAUCGAAUGCUGGCGAUGAUUCCUUCUCGUCGCUUCUUGAAAACACCAGAACGCAAGAAAAAGAACAGCUCACAGGGCUCAACAGUCGUCUUGCCACUUAUAUUGAUAAAGUGCGUCAGUUAGAGGCCGAGAACAGCCGUCUCACCGUGCAGAUCAAGGACAUCGAAAUAAUCGAGAAGAAGGAAAGAAAUAACCUCGCUGAACGCUUUGAAGCCGAGCGU
Ostertagia ostertagi is the source of this 297-nucleotide messenger RNA. Lineage: Eukaryota; Metazoa; Nematoda; Chromadorea; Rhabditida; Trichostrongylidae. The record is from the annotation of a GenBank genome assembly.